GUCUCUACGUUCUCUUCCAGAACUGCGCCAGCACGGUCCACAACUACGGCAUCGCCGUAGGUAUCGACAAGCUCAAGUACAAGAUCUGGGCCGUCUACAUUGUGUACAACACGCUGCAGAUUAUCGCCGCCUACUUCUGGUUCCCCGAGACGUCCAAGCUCAACCUCGAGGAGAUUGACCACAUCUUCGAGACGCCCGGCGCCAACCCCGUCAAGCUGUCGGUCAAGAUUGCCGACGCCAAGCACGCGCAAGCACACACACGAGAUACGACCAUGGCAUCGCAAUUCGAGUUUGACCCCGCCCUCGCGGGCUCGCUGCCGGCCGACUUUGUCUGGGGCUGGGCGACGGCGGCGGCGCAGGUCGAGGGCGCGUGGGACAAGGACGGCAAGGGCGUCUCGAUCUGGGACACGUUCGCGCACACAGCCGGCAAGGUCAAGGACGGCAGCACAGGCGACGACGCGGUGCGGUCGUACGACCUGUACGCGACGGACGUGGCGCUGCUGAAAAAGUACCGGGCGCGGGGGUACCGGUUCUCGCUGUCGUGGGCGCGGCUCAUCCCGCUGGGCGGCGCCGACGACGCCGUCAACGAGGCGGGCGUGGCGUACUACGACCGGCUCAUCAACGGGCUGCUGGCGCAGGGCAUCACGCCGUACGUGACGCUGUUCCACUGGGACACGCCGCAGGCGCUCGAGGACCGGUACGGCGGCAUGCUCGACAAGGCGCGGUUCACGCGCGACUUUGUGCGGUACGCGAGGCAGUGCUUCGAGCGCUUCGGCGACCGCGUCAAGGACUGGAUCACGUUCAACGAGCCCGGCGUGUACACGCUCGCCGGGUACGCGGCGGGCGUGCACGCGCCGGCGCGGUCGAGCUUCCGCGAGCGCAACGCCGAGGGCGACUCGAGCACGGAGCCGUUCAUCGUGGCUCACACGGAGCUCGUGGCGCACGCGUACGCCGCCGACCUCUACAAGCGCGAGUUCAAGCCGACGCAGAAGGGCACCGUCAUGAUCACACUGCACGGCAACUGGUCGGAGCCGUGGGACGCCGGCGAUGCGCGCGACGUCGAGGCGGCGGAGCGGGCGCGCGAGUUUGAGAUUGCCUGGUUCGCCGACCCGCUGUACAAGACGGGCGACUACCCGGCGUCGAUGCGCGCGCAGCUCGGCGACCGGCUGCCGCGGUUCACCGAGGAGGAGAGCAGGCUCGUGCUCGGCAGCUCCGAGGUGUACGGCAUGAACUCGUACUCGGCCUUUUACGUCAAGCACCGCGACGGGCCGGCCGACAUCAACGACCACAAGGGCAACAUCGAGCAGGCGGACGAGAACAGCGAGGGCACGCCGCGCGGGCCGGCGAGCGACACGUACUGGCUGCGCACGACGCCGUGGGGCUGGGGUAAGCUGCUGCGUUGGAUCUGGGCGCGGUACGGCGUGCCCAUCUACAUCACGGAGAACGGGACGACGGCGCAGGGCGAGCACGACUGGAAGCCCAAGGGCCCGGACGACGUGCUCGAGGAUCCGUUCCGCAUCGACUUUUUCCGCGAGUACCUGACCGAGGUGGCCAAGGCGUCGCAGGAGGGUGUUGUGAUCAAGUCGUACUUUGCGUGGACCUUUACCGACAACUAUACGUCUUCCCCAUCCCCUGUUUUGUUGACCAUGUUGCUAACCUCUCAGCACGGGAGUGGGCUGCAGGGUACUCAGACCGCUUCGGCGCCACGUGGAUCGAUUUCGACAGCCCCGAGAAGACGCGGUAUGCGAAGCGCUCGGCGUACUUUCUGGGGGACUACUUUGACCACCUCAUCAAGAGGGAGUAGGCACGAGGGCAGGAAGUACGGAGGCCUCGCUCCUCUGCCGUGUGCCUCUCUGACCAGAGCUACCAUGACCCGAAUACAGCCCUCACAAUGGAACUUUGACAUUGAUCGGUUCAUCAACCCCUUUGUCCCCCAUCCCCCCUGGCGCCACCUGCCGACGCCCGUGUCCCGCUUCUUCGGCUACCGCAAGACGAAGCCCGACAACACGGGCAACUUUGUCCUCAUCCUCUGGGCCUUUAUCGGCAUCUUCUGCGGCAUCGCCGUCAUCGAGCUCGUGUCCGACCACGUGCCCUCCUUCCGCCACCACGGCGCCCCCAUCAUCGUCGGCAGCUUCGGCGCCGCCGCCGUGCUCGAGUUCUACUCGAUCGAGAGCCCCCUCUCCCAGCCCCGCAACGCCAUCCUCGGCCAGCUCCUCGCCUCGCUGACCGGCAUCUCCAUCGCCAAGCUCUUCCUCCUCGCCGGCCCCGCCCGCUUCGCCGACGUGCGCUGGGUCGCCGGCGCCCUGUCGUGCGCCACGGCCACGGCCCUCAUGGCCCUCACCAAGACGGUCCACCCGCCCGCCGGCGCCACCGCCCUGCUCGCCGUCGUCGACGACAGCGUCCUCGACCUCGGCUGGUUCCUCGUCCCCGUCGUCAUGCUCGGCUGCGCCCUCAUGCUCGUCACCGCCCUGCUCGUCAACAAUGUCCAGCGCCGUUUCCCCAUGUACUGGUGGACGCCCGAGGACCUGCACGCCCAGGUCCGCCCCUGGACGCGUCGCCGCGCCUCGGGGCCGCCGCCGCCGCCGGCCUCUUCAUCCGCGGCUGCUGCUGCUGCCGUCGAGGCCAAGGCCGGCGUCCCCGACCACAGCGACCUCGAAGCCCAGAGCACGCGCACGUCGCAGACGACCGAGGUCGGCGGUAGCGAUGACGGGCGCGAGUUUGAGCUCAUCUUGCGUGCUGGCGAGGUCAUCGUUCCGGAGCACAUGUACAUUACGCCCGAGGAGAAGAUGUGGCUCGAGAACCUGAGCAACCGGUUGUGA
Verticillium nonalfalfae is the source of this 2819-nucleotide messenger RNA. RefSeq lists its product as uncharacterized. The transcript has 3 exons. The annotation marks the transcript as partial. Gene Ontology annotation, molecular function: beta-glucosidase activity. NCBI's taxonomy places the organism in Eukaryota, Fungi, Ascomycota, Sordariomycetes, Glomerellales, Plectosphaerellaceae. The record is from RefSeq and is a predicted model, not a curated record. Gene Ontology annotation, biological process: carbohydrate metabolic process.